AUGAUUAUACCUGUGCGUUGUUUUUCUUGCGGAAAAGUUAUUGGAGACAAGUGGGAUGCUUAUUUAAUUUAUCUUCAAGAAGAUAUUUCUGAAGGGGAAGCCCUUGAUAAACUUGGUCUAAAACGCUACUGCUGUCGCCGUAUGAUUCUUACUCAUGUUGAUUUAAUUGAGAAACUUUUACACUAUAACCCUCUUGAGCGUUCAAUGCGUGAAUCUUAG
Messenger RNA from Pneumocystis jirovecii RU7, 219 nucleotides. Its product is annotated as DNA-directed RNA polymerase I, II, and III subunit RPABC5. Gene Ontology annotation, molecular function: DNA-directed RNA polymerase activity; DNA binding; zinc ion binding. The transcript has 4 exons. The record is from RefSeq and is a predicted model, not a curated record. Bases 1 to 219 code for a protein of 72 amino acids. Lineage: Eukaryota; Fungi; Ascomycota; Pneumocystomycetes; Pneumocystales; Pneumocystaceae. Gene Ontology annotation, biological process: transcription by RNA polymerase II; transcription by RNA polymerase I; tRNA transcription by RNA polymerase III. Gene Ontology annotation, cellular component: RNA polymerase I complex; RNA polymerase II, core complex; RNA polymerase III complex.